Messenger RNA from Erigeron canadensis, 1290 nucleotides. RefSeq names its product amino acid transporter AVT1C-like. Lineage: Eukaryota; Viridiplantae; Streptophyta; Magnoliopsida; Asterales; Asteraceae. The coding region runs from base 1 to 1290 and encodes 429 amino acids. The record is from RefSeq and is a predicted model, not a curated record. Gene Ontology annotation, cellular component: vacuolar membrane. Gene Ontology annotation, molecular function: amino acid transmembrane transporter activity. The transcript is spliced from 10 exons. Gene Ontology annotation, biological process: amino acid transmembrane transport.
AUGGCAAGAGAUGAUUUUCUUUUAGGAAACCCCCCUCAUGUUCAGCCACUCCCAUUCCAAAUUCUUCCUUCUCAAGCAAUGGAUGACAACAAACGUCCAAGAUCCAACUUCACUGUCAUCCUAAAUGGAAUUCAUAUGUUUUGUGCCGUAACUAUUCUUUCUGUGCCGUAUGCUAUGAAAGUGGGAGGUUGGAGUGGUAUAGCGACAUUGGCUCUAUUUUGCCUUGCAUCCGUUUAUAGCGGUUAUCUACUGGGGUUAUGUUUUGAAUAUCAUCGAACAGAAAUCAAGACUUAUCCCGACGUGGCAAAUGCAGCAUUCGGAAGACUGGGUUCUUAUUUCGUCUCGUUCAUUGUCUUCUGCUACAACUAUGCAUCCUGUGUGGAGUAUGUAGUUGUUUCAAUGAACACAUUAGCUUAUGUGUUCCCAACACAACUUUUCUCAGUACUACAUCAUAUAAUAACUGUUGGAACCUUGAUAGCGUAUGUCAUGAUUAUUGUCCUGUAUUUUGUGGUUUGCUACCAUAACUUCCAGAAAUUUAAUUUCUAUCUUACAGGUUUAGGGGUCUUUUUGACUCUGGUCCUCGUGCUUUCUUUGUUCACGCAUGGAAUUGUAAAUCAUGCAACAUACCAAUUGAAAUCGACAAAAUUUUUCAACCCGUCCACAUUUCCAAUGGCAUUAGGGUUUUACGCCUACUGUUUUGCGGGCCAUACUUAUCUGCCUGAAUUAUAUCAAUCUAUGAGAGAGAAGAGGCAGUUUCAGAAGAUCAUGCUAAUAAUCUUUGUGGCAAGCUUCUUUUUAUAUCUGGCAGUGGCGAUAAAUGGAUAUGCACUCUUUGGGAAAGACGUGCAGUCCAUAUUCGUGCUUAAUAUGCCUAAAAAUCAAGUUCCUGCUGUGGUCGCUAUUCUUAGCACACUAUUGGACCAAGUGAUCCGAUAUGUUCUGGGUGUACACUCAAUUAGUAGGGAUCUUGAUGAGCUAGUGAAGCGGCGAAACCAUGGCCUAAGUGACCGCACCAUUGGGUAUGUGAUUAGAGCUGUGUUAGUAGGAACAACAAUCAUUUUCUCCUUGAUGAUCCCCGUCUAUGGCACCUUAAUGGCAUUUAUAGGAUCUACACUUGGGAUUGUUGUGGCUCUGAUAAUCCCCUGUGUAUGCUUUCUUCGCUUGAGAUGGGAUCAUGUCACUCGACCACAGGGUGUUCUUGCUGGAUUCAUCAUUGUACUGGCAUUAGUCGCGUCAGUACUUGGGAUCUCAAAGAGCUUGCCAGAAUUGAUAAAAGGUGUUGAAGAUUAG